Messenger RNA from Clonostachys rhizophaga, 2331 nucleotides. The record is from the annotation of a GenBank genome assembly. Lineage: Eukaryota; Fungi; Ascomycota; Sordariomycetes; Hypocreales; Bionectriaceae.
AUGCAUAAGACGCCGGCACCGUUGUUUCGCAAAAAACAGCAACAGAUCCCAUCAUCAUCGAUACCGUCUUCGUCGCCUGCAUUCGGCACCCCAGCCCAUCCAUUGAAACCGUUUGGUGUCAACGCCCCCAAUGCCGCCAUUCUCCCGAUUAUCCUCCCUCCGCCUACCCUCCGACCUCUAGCCUUUCGUAUAUUCACAAAAAAGCAUGCAUUGACGCUCAACUCCACCGCGCUACAAGAGCUGGCCUCGUUCAUCGGGCGACAAUGCGGUUCGGGAUGGCGCGAGGAGGGUCUGGCAGAAAAGGUGCUGGAGGAGAUUGCAAGAAGCUGGAAGAACUCCAAUGGAGGUGUCAUUGUGGAGGGUUCCAGUAAAGCGCUACAGGAUAUCCUAAAAACACUGGAAGGGAACAUGAGCGGGGGUAAAAUCGUCGGUCAGGGAAGAGGCCUCUCAAGAGAGAACAGCCUGCUGGGAUCCGCAAGCGUGGAGGGCGAUAUUGUCAAUACGAGGUUGGGUCUGAGGCCGCAAGGUCCUGUGAGAGAGGAUAGCAAUACCAGCUUUGGCAUGUCAAGCCUUGGAGUCAGCCAAGAAGCCGACGAGGACGACGAGGUUAAUGAUCCUCGGGGGUGGCUCAAGGUCAUAGACGCAUACGAACAGCCGCGAUUACUCUUCAACGUGGGUAAGAAGCAUUUUGAAAGAGACGUCGCGAAGCCAUCGUUACUACCAGUUGCCUCUCACAAAACAACGGCGUUCCGCAAUCGCUACCAUGUCAUUCACCAGCGCCUCCUCAGAAAUGAAGCAUUCCAAUCUUCAACCGUAUCAGAGUCCCGAAAGCGAUCGGGUCAUCAGUCAUUAUCGAGUCAGCAAUCACUCAAAAUCACGCCGAUUACCAACCUUCUGGGUCGGCAUGGCAGUGGACAUAUGCUUCUCGGUCAGCUAACAAUUCUACCUACCGGCGACUUAGCAAUAAGUGACAUGACCGGCACAAUCGCACUCGAUCUCGAACAGGCGGUAUCAAUCCCCGAAGAUUCUGCUUGGUUCUGCCCUGGGAUGAUCGUCCUGGUUGACGGUGUGUACGAAGAGGAAGAUGAGUCUGUUGGCAAAGGCUUGAGCGGCAGCAGCGGUGUUGGAGGUACGCUAGGUGGCCGUUUUCAAGGUUUCUACAUCGGCCAGCCUCCCUGCGAAAAACGAAAAGCCACGCUGGGAAUCAGCGGCCCUGAGGGCGGGCGGGACCAAAUCAUAGGAGGAGGCUUCGGCUGGAUCGAUUUCCUCGGCGUUGGCAGCGAGCGUGCUGUCGGCGCGAAAAUGCGCAGAUUGCAAAAACGUCUCCUCAGGGGCCCCUUUGAGGAAGAAGACACCCUCAGCCGCGAUCGUAUCGUCAUUAUUGGAGAGCUGAACCUCGACCAACCCCGUGCACUCCAGGCGCUCAGGAGAAUAUUAUCUCUUUAUGCCGCGGAGCCAGAGGGCAGAUCACCAAUGACGUUUGUUCUCACUGGCAACUUCACACAGCACGCAGUCAUGGCCCGGGGUGGCAGCGGUGGCAGUAUCGAAUACAAAGAAUGCUUCGAUGCUCUGGCCUCCACGCUGUCCGACUUCCCAACCCUGCUCCAAACGUGCACAUUCGUCUUCGUGCCCGGAGACAAUGAUGGCUGGGUCUCGUCCUUCACAGCCGGCGGGUCCGUACCGCUGCCCAGAAAGGGGGUCCCUGACAUGUUCACCUCGCGGAUCCGACGUGCAUUCGCAACCGCCAACGCAGAAACCAACCACGCCGUGCCCGGUUCCGCGCACUGGACCACAAACCCAAGUCGCCUGUCCCUUUUCGGGCCCAACAACGAGAUAGUUCUCUUCAGAGACGACAUCUCAACCCGUUUGAGAAGAACAUGCGUCAACUUGAAAUCUAAAGACGGCGCUCAGGAAAAUGCGAAUGAGGGUGAUCCCGAUGCCCCCGCACCAUCUCAGUCCGAGUCCAUGGACAUAGACCAAGAGACCCAAGAUCAAACACAAGACAACGGAACCAGCGCCCCAUCAUCUACGUCCCACGAUACCCGCGCCGCCCAAAAGCUGGUCAAGUCCAUCCUCGAUCAGGGAUACCUUGCUCCAUUCCGCCAGCCCCUCCGCCCUGUCCAUUGGGACUAUGCCGGAGCAUUACACCUGUAUCCGCUCCCAACGGCCAUGGUUCUCGUAGACACUACAGCCCCGCCCUUCUGCAUCACAUAUGAAGGGUGCCAUGUCAUGAACCCAAGCAGUAUCCUCGUCCCGGGACAAAAGGGCGUAGGCAGAUGGGUGGAGUACACAAUCGGUGGGCAGGGCAAGCUCCGGGAAGUGAUCAUCUAG